AUGGCAGGUGGAUCUAAGAGCCAUUACUCACCCUUAGGGGCAACGUACGGAGUCAGAAUUGAACAAUUUGUGGAGACGGCAGAGGAUUUUCAAAAGUAUCAUGGAAAAUUGAAUCGGAAGCUGCAGAAGUUGAGACACCAUUGCCAAUUGACCACCAAGGACACCAAGCGGUAUUCGUCUAAGGAAAGGUAUUCUAAACUUACACACGAGGACUACGACUCCAAAAAUAAGCUUGUAGGGACGUUGAUGCUACUGCAUGCCGAAAGAGACUUGGCUCUGGCGGAGACCUUGCGGCUCAAGGCGCGCCAAAGAGGCCACAUCAAGAAGUCCGAGGGCAAAGUAGUGGCCACGCGGCUGAAAAAAGCAUGCGGGACAUGCCAACGGCUCCUGGAGGUGACAAAGAACGAACAGGACCCUGUUACGCGUGCCGAGUACCUCAUUUACCAGAAGCUGGUGACGGUCAGUUACCUUAACUUCAAAAACUCAUUGAAGUCCCGCUCUGCUGUUUCGGUGGCCGAUACGGUGGCACAGGAACUCAGUUUGGUCGUCUCUGCCCUUCAGUUCCUGCAUUCCACGGGGAAGCUGGGUGCUGAAGUGGCUGAGUCUAUAACGGCUCAAUUUGACUACAUUUUGAGACAAAGCGCCAGCCGCGAGGCUUCUACAUCGAGGGAGCUUCGUAAUUUUGUCACCAGGAACGUGCAGGAGAAUUCUAGCGAACCUCUUAUAUCGCUUUUGUUGCAGGAUGGCUUCGAAAUGCCCGUUAUAGUGGAAGACGAGAAUUCCUCUGCUACCGCUGCUGCCACUAUCCACUGGAGAAGAUUUUCUGCUCAGGUCAAUGACUCCAAGGUAGCAGAGGUCAUUUCAGAGGCUCAGAACAUCGGGACUGACGAGCUGUCUCAAUUCUCAGAAAAAAUGGCGAAGUGGCAGCAGGCUUUGGACUUACAAAGAGCAGUUGUAGAGCAAAAGCACAACAAUGACCACGACGAAACGACCGGCGAGGAUGAUGAAAUUUUAAUGACUUACAUCCAGUACAAUUUGCAUUUCACGACCAUUCAACGUGACGACAUCCUUUUCAACAGACUAUGGACGUACUGGGCCAAAUCCUCUGAUAAGUCGAAAAACUUGAAACUCACCAAGUACAAGGAGAUUGAACGUAUUGUCCACAAUUUAACCACUUAUUUGCAGGACGUCAUGGACCUUCCUGGUGUCUACUCGGAUGACACCUUGAUGGCGAACCUCAAGUUGGCCACUGUGUACUAUCAGUUACACUUAACAGCAGGCUGUUUGGCGUCGUUCUAUCAGGGUGAACAAAAACAUCUGGAAGCUCUUGCGCUCUACAUUGAUGCCCAAAAAAUUUUGAGUUCCGCACUCGAAGACUCCUCCUUCGAAGAAGCCUUACCAGGAGACAUUAUCAACUCUGAAAGGCUUGAGAACCUACAGGAGUACCUUAAGACUGCUGUUAAUAGUGUGAUCUUCCUUGCCGAGUACGAAAAGCUUUCUUCUUCGUCUAAAUUGUCGGCGUUCGAACCUUCAUUAUUGGAGAAGCUAAACAGACGCAUUACACCUCAGGAUGUUGUUUUGAAAAAUUUGGUACCGCUGAGGCCAGUGAUCCGUCCCGUAGGAGCCAAACCAACCUUGUUCGAUUUGGCAUUCAACUACAUAUCUUACGACAACCAACCGGAGGAACAUUUCACUAUCAAUGAGCAGGAUGUCCAAUCUGAAUCGGAAAGCAUGAUUCAAGACCAAGAACAAGUAUCGAAGAAGAAAGGGCUUUUCGGGCUCUUUGGCUUGUGA
This is a messenger RNA of Lachancea dasiensis, 1794 nucleotides long. NCBI's taxonomy places the organism in Eukaryota, Fungi, Ascomycota, Saccharomycetes, Saccharomycetales, Saccharomycetaceae. The record is from the annotation of a GenBank genome assembly.